Messenger RNA from Brettanomyces bruxellensis, 1635 nucleotides. RefSeq lists its product as uncharacterized. Bases 1 to 1635 code for a protein of 544 amino acids. The record is from RefSeq and is a predicted model, not a curated record. NCBI's taxonomy places the organism in Eukaryota, Fungi, Ascomycota, Pichiomycetes, Pichiales, Pichiaceae. The transcript has a single exon.
AUGUCUGGCAAUAAGAAAACCAAGCCUCCAGUUGUGCCUGUUAAGAGUGCUUCUGUUCGUAAGCUUGCAUCUGAAAAAUUAAAAGCUAAUCCGGAAUUCAAUAAAGCCACUAACGAUUCCGGGAAUUUGGUAUCUUCCUUGAGGCAAAAGUUUAAUGAAGCUUCUAUAGAUAACAGUGCUCGUGAGUCAACAUCUGUCAAAAAUGAACCGGAUUUUAAACACCUAAAGCGUACACUGCAGCCUACUUUGUUAGCUACAUCUAAACCAAAGGCACCUUCGAAUCGGAAACCAACACUCAAUAUAAACGCAAAACCACAAAUUAGACCCAAGCCGCUCCCAAAAAAGUCCAAGACUCCUCCCCGUGUUGUUCCUAGGGCCUCAAAUGAGCAUUUAAGUGUUUCCUCAAGGGGAAUUGAAGAGGAAGCACCUCCUCCACUCCCAAGAAGGAGAGGAAAAGAGAAGAAACAAAUAAGUGAGGAUGAGGAAGGCACUCCACCGCCAUUGCCACACAGAAGGGAUCGAAAUUCAAGCAGUUCUCGUCAUAAGGAAUCGUUAAAUCCUGUUCGAGAUAUAUCGGCAGAUCAGACUUCAGAUCAGAGAGCACGUAAUGGGUCAGGUAUAUUCAAAGAUAAAGCAAUAAAAACAUCAGAGCAAACGAGGAAAAGGCCGUCACCUCCUCCUCCAAGGUCUAAAACUGCAUCUGUUGGGCCAUCUGUGGCAUCUGCUGAGUCAUUGGCCUUACCAAACUUGAAUAUCUCGAGAAAUUCUUCCAGCUCAAGACUUUCGUCUUCUUCCACUCCACCCCCACCACCUCCUUCAAGAUCUUCGGGAAAGAGUACAACUGGCAUUAUUCAGCAGCACAAAUGGGUGCAGCCCGACCUGGACUUGGAAAUUCCAACAUGUUGGUUUGCCUCGGGCAGUUCAGGCUCAAUUCCGAAAUGCUUCCAGGGAUGCGACUGGACCAGUUCAUUCGGGAAUUCCGGCAAUCAACGUUUCAGCAAUUAUGCCUUUAGACUUUCUGAUUUAGCAACUGUGGUUCUUAAAUUCAGUUGGGAUGGGGAUAAGGCAUCUCCGUUAAUGACUUUAAAGCAGAGUGUUAACUUUAUACCGCCUCCUACAGCCACGAAAGAUCAGCUACUCGAUGGUUAUCACAAAUUCUCCGAGCAUAUUGCGAAUUGGUGUGAAGUGAGGGAUAACGCACAAGUAGGUGAUGGUGAAUGCUGGACUUUAGCUCAUGAUGCAUUGAAAAAAGCUUGUGGCAGUCAUGCAUUUGUGAGCAGUGGACUCAACCAUGGAGCUUUGCUCCUCACAGUAAAGGCUAAUACCAGCGAAGAUGAACCAAUAAUAGUUCGUGAGGCUGUGACAGAUGAUAUCAGGAGAGGCGAUAUUCUUCAAUUUACAUCGUGUCUUUUUAAAGCUGGUGGCAGAUGGCAGGUAUUUGGACAUCCUGAUCAUACAGCAAUAGUUCUAGAUGUGUCCGGAUCAAAGCUUAAAAUUGUUCAACAGAAUUUCCAGGGUGCAAAAGUGGUCGGCUUCGGUGAAAUUGAUCUUCAUGAGCUUUCUUCCGGUGAGUUGAAAGUUUUCAGACCAAUAGCUUCAAGUUGGAUUGUGGAUUUGUCUGCUGCUUUGAAAUGA